Molecule: messenger RNA, 1597 nt
Organism: Cyanistes caeruleus (blue tit)
Lineage: Eukaryota; Metazoa; Chordata; Aves; Passeriformes; Paridae
Source: RefSeq, a predicted model, not a curated record
CCUCCCUCCGCCACCAUGACGCGCCGGGGAGGUAGCGGGAGUGGCCGCGGACCCGAGCCUGGGGCCUCGAUUAGUGCCACCGCCGCAUGCCCAGGUGACUCCGGGGUUCGCAGGCUCGUGAGGGCAGCCCUCACGGGACCCCAGGCUCCGGGCAGAGCUCGUUUAGAGAGGCCUUUUUGCGAGGGUUUUUACAGUUCCACUGAGGCUUAUGAACAGGCCGCGGAGCAGGCCGACCUACGGGCACACGGGAAAAGGCAGUCCAGUACCCCAGCCCCGACCCCCGGGCACAGCCUCUCGGGCAGGCUCCAGCUGGAAGCCACAAGACCGCCAGUCCGGAUCUUUCAGGCUGGAACAGACAGCUCAGAGGUUCACAGUAUCUCCAAGAAGUCAGAGCUUCCAUCUCUUUAUUGCAGACUUCAUAUCCUUGCUGCCACCUGGAUUUCAGGUACUUCAGGUUGUGCUUCUGCUGAGUGUAGCUCCUCCCUCUCUUCUCCCUUUAUGCCCUCCCUGCUGGAGAUCUCGCCAAGCCGUGGGACCAACUUCAUCAACCUCUUCUUGGCCCUGACCAUGCUGGCCUGUGUGCCACAGCAAGAAGCUCUGUGGGGAACCCCAGUGCCUGCAGGGUUUGUCCACUCAUGUCCCCAGACCAGCCAUCACUGACUGACAUCCAGGCUUCAGUGGUGUUGUUGGGCAUGCUCAACAAAUUACUUUACUUUAGAAGGAUGAUCAUCUAAUAAUUGAAGACAAACUUUGGUUAAUUACAAUUAAGGAAAAAAUAUAACAUGUCAGGUUAUCAUUAGAAUAAUGAGUCCUAAAAUUAUACUUACUACAAACAGGGUGAAAAGUCAAAUACACCUUGUUCUGUGGAGGCUUUAGAAAGAGCACCAUGGGAAACCUUCCCUGCAGCUACAGGUAUGCAAAUUUUCAUAGGAUUUACUGAUGUGAAAAUGCUCUUUUGUUUGGUUCUUCAAAAGAUGCCAAAGAUUCUGUUUUGAAAUCAAAGCAGAAAUGAAUUUACUUGCUCUUUAUAAAUAAAGCUGUGGUCAACAGUUUUAUUUAUAAAGAUUAACUGAGGGUGUGUGGUACUUCUAAAGGCUUUAAAUCAGGAAGAUAAGACAAGGUAGCCUAUGGUCAGGAAGCUGACAUUCACUACAAGAUUUGUAAAAUGCCUGCAAACUUUUAAGGGAUCUUUAAACAAAAUCAAAAUGAUCUUUAUAUAACAAAAUGUCACAGUAUCCUCAAAACCAAAUCUGACUGAAAGGAUUUUCAUUGUCUCUAAUGUUGCAAAUCCUUUGUAUCUUUCCAGUAAGAAACACUCACCAAAGAUCUCUGUGGGAUGUGAUGAGUGUAACAGCACUUCCCAGACAGUGAAGUCACUCUGUACUGAUGCUGAUUUUCAGCCUUAUCACAGAGGUCAAAAGAAGAGAAAGGGAUCUUGAGGAGAGGCUGAAGCCAAGGCCUAGAAGGUCUGUUUUCCAUCCAGGAUUCAGUGCAAGCUUGGAAAGAGUAAAGAGCUUCUCACCUCAUUCCCCGUAUCAGCAAAUCAGGAUGGCAUAAUCAUAGCAUUUCUAAUCUAAGUAAUAAAUCAGUAUCUGGA